AUGUCUUCCCUCCGUCCUAUCGUCAUGUCUGGACCCUCCGGUGUAGGAAAGUCGACGAUUCUGAAAAAGCUUUUCGCCGAAUUCCCUGGCAAGUUUGGCUUUUCCGUCAGUCACACCUCCAGAGGACCUAGAGAAGGAGAAGUAAACGGCGUCGAUUAUCAUUUUUCAACAAAAGAGGAUAUGACCGCCGCUGUCGAGCGUGGCGAGUUUAUUGAAUCUGCGACUUUUGGUGGAAACAUGUACGGAACGUCGAAAAAAGCUGUCCACGAUGUGGCGGCGAAGAAUAUGAUCUGCAUCCUCGACGUCGACGAGCAAGGAGUGAAAGCGCUCAAGAACACCGACUUGGAGCCAAUUUACAUCUUUGUCAAACCACCGAGCAUCGAGGAGCUUGAAAAACGCCUCCGAGGCCGAGGAACUGAAACAGAAGAGAAGAUCCAAGCUAGAAUGAACACGGCAAAGAGCGCGAUCGAUUAUGCCGACUCUGGAGCUUACGAUCACGUGAUAGUGAAUGACGAUUUGCCACGAGCAUACGAUGAGAUCGUGGCGAUCUUGAAGAAGAUGUACCCGAUACUGACCGAAGUUGCUCCAGCUGUGGCACAGAUUACUCCCGCUGGUGAUGCUCCAGCUCCAGUUGCUGAGAAAACCGAGAAGACCGUCAUAACCGUUGAAUCGUCGGUCCCAGGUCAAGGCACAAUCGCUCAGCCCGAGACGACUUCGAGCUCAUGGUGCGUCAUGCUCUAA
Molecule: messenger RNA, 741 nt
Organism: Oikopleura dioica
Lineage: Eukaryota; Metazoa; Chordata; Appendicularia; Copelata; Oikopleuridae
Source: the annotation of a GenBank genome assembly